Messenger RNA from Nicotiana attenuata, 2994 nucleotides. Its product is annotated as putative DUF21 domain-containing protein At3g13070, chloroplastic. The record is from RefSeq and is a predicted model, not a curated record. The transcript has 14 exons. Gene Ontology annotation, molecular function: flavin adenine dinucleotide binding. Bases 195 to 2204 code for a protein of 669 amino acids. NCBI's taxonomy places the organism in Eukaryota, Viridiplantae, Streptophyta, Magnoliopsida, Solanales, Solanaceae.
UCGAUGAGCUUAGCUUAAAGAAACAAAAAAGUUGGAAGCAGGUGAGCUCUCGUGACCCAAGAACGCGAUGAGCUCUCCCCAAUUUCUUCAUCUCUUGAAACUCGAAAAACAAAGCCCAGUUCUCCAAAUACCCACAAUUCCUCUUGCUUUCUUUUAGUAUUUGAAUUCUCCGCAAGUUCUUGUUACAAAAUUCCAUGGAUGCAGCAGUCCACCAAGUCUCACUCUUUAAUCCAUCCUCAUUCAUCACCACCACUUACAAAAAACGUUCAUAUCCAAGAAUUUAUACUCGUCAAUUAAAAUUAUCCAUUAAACUCUCCGCCCAUAACAACCUCCGUUACUCUUGUGGGGUUCCCUCAAAUUUUCAAAAUUCCAGGUGUAAUUAUAAUUCUAGGAUUUGUCUGUCAGUUAAAGGAAAUGGGGUUUUUCAGAAUGCCCAAGAUUCAUCUGGGUCAUGUUUAAGAAUACAGUUUUUAGAGUUGUUGCUCAAAAAAGGAUUGGUUUUGGCUGCUGUGCUAUGUGGGGUUGUUGUAAUUGGGUGCAGACGAGUUCUUGCUGUUGAAGGGGUUUUAAAUGGGGGAUAUAAUGGGGUUAUAGAGCAGAGUUUGGUUCUGUUGAGGAGUUCUUGGCCUACAGUUUUGCAGCUUCUCAGGGUUUUUAAAGAGCAAGGGUUGGUUCUUGCGGCGCUGCUUAGUCUUUCAGCUUUUUUCUCAAUGGCUGAGACCUCAAUCACUACUCUUUGGCCUUGGAAGGUACGGGAGUUGGCUGAAAAAGAAUCUGACAGUGAGGGAGUCUUCAAAAUGUUGAGGAGUGAUGUUACUCGAUUCCUUACAACUAUACUCAUUGGAACAACUGUUGUCAAUAUUGGAGCUACAGCAUUAGUUACUGAGGCUGCAACUGCAGUAUUUGGUGAAGCUGGUGUGAGUGCGGCAACUGGAGUUAUGACGGUUUUAAUCCUACUCCUAACGGAAAUUACUCCAAAAAGCAUAGCUGUUCACAAUGCUACGGAGGUUGCUAGGUUUGUGGUUAGGCCAGUGGCAUGGCUUUCCUUGAUACUAUAUCCAGUUGGAAGAGUUGUGACAUAUCUAUCAAUGGGAAUGCUAAAACUCCUCGGCUUGAAAGGAAGAAGUGAACCAUACGUCACUGAAGAUGAAUUGAAGUUGAUGCUGAGAGGGGCAGAGUUAAGCGGCGCAAUUGAGGAGGAAGAGCAGGAUAUGAUUGAAAACGUGCUGGAGAUAAAAGAUACCCAUGUCAGAGAGGUAAUGACACCUCUUGUUGAUGUAGUUGCAAUCGAUGCAAGUGCAACUUUAGUUGAUUUCCAUAGUUUUUGGGUGACACAUCAGUACUCCAGGGUGCCUGUUUUUGAGCAACGUAUAGAUAAUAUUGUUGGCAUUGCAUAUGCCAUGGAUCUCCUAGAUUAUGUACAAAAGGGAGACUUGCUGGAAAGUUCUGUGGUGGGAGACAUGGCUCAUAAACCUGCAUACUUUGUUCCUGAUUCUAUGUCUGUGUGGAACCUUCUAAGAGAGUUCCGCAUCAGAAAGGUACACAUGGCUGUUGUUCUAAAUGAAUAUGGAGGAACUAUUGGAAUCGUAACCCUUGAAGAUGUGGUCGAGGAAAUUGUUGGUGAAAUCUUUGACGAAAAUGAUUCAAAAGAGGAAAUCCAGAAAAAAACUGGCUAUAUCGUCAUGCGGGCUGAGGGAAUAUAUGAUGUUGAUGCAAACACCUCUAUUGACCAGCUCUCUGAAGAUCUCAAUAUUAAAAUGCCAGAGGACCAUCAAUAUGAGACGGUCUCUGGCUUUGUCUGCGAAGCAUUUGGAUAUAUCCCAAGGACAGGUGAGAGGAUUAAGGUUAUACUGGAAAGGGGAAAUGAAGAUGAGGACAACAAUUAUAAUGACACAGAAUCUGAUCGAGCAGACCAAACUGAGAAGAACCAAAUGUUUAAGCUUGAGAUAUUAGCAGGGAAUGCCAGAAAGGUCAGUGCUGUUCGAUUUGAACGGCUCAAUCAUGACGAUGAAGAAACAGAGACCAAUGAGGUAACACGCCUCAUUCCCAAAAUUAUGACUAGGAAGCGGAAAAAUAAUGGAGGCUCAGAUAGAAGCAAUCACAACGAGAUCUCUUUUAUGGAGAGGAGAGAAGAAGAUGACCGUUCCAACAAUUUUGUUAUGGCCGAACAUGAGGAGAAUCAUGAUAUUGCCAAUAAACAAUAGCUGCAUGAGUUAUCUCAUUCUUUUAUAUAAAUUUCAUUGUAAAUGCCGGGUCAGGUGCUUGAAUGGUGUUCAGUUUCCAAAUUGGAAAGGGUUGUUUUGGCUGAGGACUUUUAUCAAUCAUCGCUGCACCAUAAGCUCUACUAAUUUUGAGUCUUGUAAGAGUUAUGCUGCUGCUUAAGCUGGUCAUGGUGGAGGCAGGUCUUUCGGUUAGAUUUUUCUUGGCGAUAGCAUCACAACAGUAGGAGUGGAUGUGGGACUAUUGGCUCUAGUGUUGAGAUUCUCCCUCUCGUCUCCUUUUUGGCAAUCCCAGAGCUGGUCUUGCAGGAAAGCAAGUCAAAUGAUUGCAGCAGCCUUCAAAAGUACUCUAACAUUUGGCAGUAGGACCUUUAUAAUGUGUCCACAUUACAGUUGUUGGAUGUCAAUCAUAGUAGUACUGGCUGGUGUAGAGAGAUGAUGUAAGGGGCAAACCAUCUCUACUUGCGCAAACUGCCGGGUAAAGAUGUCUCUAUUUCUUCUAUCCGCAAGGGGUUCUUGGGGAGGGAGGGUGUAAAAAAUAUAUGUAUUUGCUUAUGGUUGAGUCCUAUACCUUGGUAGAAUUAUGUUAUUGUUGAUCCAGGGGAAUCCUUUUUGUUCAUUUUUCAAUAUUAGCACACUCCUGUGAGACGGGAGCUGCUUUAAUCACUUGACAAAGCACUUCUUAUAUAUCACCUGUAAUGUAAUCAGGAUCCUCGUAUGUCUCUUGCGUCCAUUCUUCACCAUGAGGCAGUUCAGAGGUCAUCAUUUUAUGUCA